CUCCCCAAUAAUUUUUCCCAGGGAGAGCAUAUGUCUUGUCUUUCCCUGGGAUAAGUGAAUACGAACAGUGCACACAAUUCGUGUUUGGCCGCCGAGAAAGACGAAGAAGAAACUAUCACCAUGAGAGCCGUUGUUCAGCGAGUUGCCGCAGCCAGCGUUGAGGUGGAAGGGCGAAUCGUAUCGGCUAUCGGGGCGGGGCUUCUCGUCCUGGUUGGUCUCCACGAGUCGGACGUUGAUUCUGAUGCCGACUACAUUUGCCGAAAAGUACUCAACAUGAGAUUAUUCCCAAAUGAAAAAACAGGAAAGAACUGGGACCAGAAUGUAAUGCAGAGGAGUUAUGGUGUUCUAUUGGUGAGUCAGUUUACAUUGUACGGGAUAUUGAAGGGUAACAAGCCAGAUUUUCAUGUGGCAAUGUCACCUGAAAGAGCAAAGCCCUUCUAUGCUUCUCUAGUUGACAAAUUCCGAAGAUCCUACAACCCGGAUGCAGUAAAAGCCUUCUUUUCUCUACUAUUAUUUCUUCGCUCCAUGGUCCAUACAUCUACUAUUGUUUAUCAAUAUACUGGGAAAUGUAUUUUCUAUUCUAUCACGUAUUUAACUGCCUUUCCUGGUGCCCAAUUUUUACCCACAGAUGGCAUAUUUGGAGCGAUGAUGAAGGUCAAUUUGGUCAAUGAUGGUCCUGUGACAAUGCAGCUUGACUCUUCACAAACAUCUAGGACUACAAAUGAUGCCAUUGGAGAACCCUAAAUUGGUACCCUUCAGUGUAAGAUGGGACGCCUUGGAAAUGAAGCUGUUAUUUACAGAAGGUCCUUUGGCCUUUUCAAACAAAGAAUUAUGAUUUGUGGAAAGACGUGAGAUUACUUUGCUGAAUUCGCUACAUUCAAAUCUAAUUGAUUUGUGGUGUCCAUCUGAGUCA
Rhododendron vialii is the source of this 913-nucleotide messenger RNA. RefSeq lists its product as uncharacterized. Gene Ontology annotation, molecular function: D-tyrosyl-tRNA(Tyr) deacylase activity. The coding region runs from base 121 to 744 and encodes 207 amino acids. The record is from RefSeq and is a predicted model, not a curated record. Gene Ontology annotation, biological process: tRNA metabolic process. The transcript has 7 exons. Lineage: Eukaryota; Viridiplantae; Streptophyta; Magnoliopsida; Ericales; Ericaceae. Gene Ontology annotation, cellular component: cytoplasm.